GAGAAAGUGGGGCUUCCCUACUCGGCUGGAUGUUGGGCUGCCCCGCUGUGAGUGCUGCAGAGCAACUGAUGAUAAUCCCUUGGCUUCUGUUUGAUCACCCCGGGUGCAGGGAGGUGCAGAAAGCCGUGAACACCGCCCAGGGGCUCUUCCAGAGGUGGACGGAGCUCUUGCAAGAUCCCUCCAUCGCCACAAGAGAAGAAAUCGACUGGACCACUAAUGAGCUCAGGAAUAACCUGCGGAGCAUCGAGUGGGACCUGGAAGACUUGGAUGAAACAAUUAGCAUCGUUGAGGCAAAUCCACGGAAAUUCAACCUCGAUGCGACGGAGCUGGGCAUCAGGAAAGCCUUCAUCACCAGCACGCGGCAGGUGGUCCGGGACAUGAAGGAUCAGAUGUCAAACUCCUCCGUGCAAGCACUGGCUGAGAGGAAAAACAGACAGGCACUCCUGGGAGAAAGCGGGAGUCAGAGUUGGAGCUCUGGACCUGACAAAUACAGCCGUCUGGACCGGGAGCUGCAAUUAGCAAAUUCACACUUCAUCGAGGAGCAGCAAGCUCAACAACAGUUGAUUGUAGAGCAGCAAGAUGAGCAGUUGGAGCUGGUCUCUGGCAGCAUCGGGGUGCUGAAGAACAUGUCCCAGCGCAUUGGCGGGGAGCUGGAGGAGCAAGCAGUGAUGCUGGAUGACUUCUCCCAUGAGUUGGACAGCACUCAGUCGCGGCUUGAUAACGUCAUGAAGAAGCUCGCCAAAGUCUCUCACAUGACGAGUGAUCGACGGCAGUGGUGUGCGAUUAUCAUCCUCUUCGUCAUCUUGCUGGUGGUGCUCAUCCUGUUUUUCGUCCUGUGAUGAACUGAACUUCCUCGGACGCCCCCUCCCCGCCCCCCUCACCCCUGUAACACGGGGAAAUGAAACUCUCACUGUUUCCGUCCGCCCACAGAGAUCCCCCAGGCAAGAAAACCCGCGGCCCAGCUCUCACCAUUCUCCUCUGAGGACUGUAGCUCGGCUCUGCCGGCAUCUCACCUGGUUCUGGGGAGAGGGGGUGGAGGACUGGAGCUACCUUCUCCCCCGGUGUGGUGCCAUCUGGACCUGGGCUCCAGGUCUGGACCUGGGCAGCUGGAAGGGGGACUUGUCCCCUGUGCUUCCACCCGGUGCAGGUAGGAUCUGGUCGCAGCGGUUCCAAGCCGCCCUGCAGUGGGAUGCGGACACAGAGCAGCGAGCCCUGGGGAGGAUGGGACUUUUGGGGGGGGUGUGGGGAGGAAAUUAAUUAACUCACUGAGCAUUACAAACCGCCUUGCCAGGCUGCGGGUGCUUGCCAGCCAAAAGCAUUACCAGGAGGAGCGGUGACGUGAAACCCCACGGUGAGGGAGAGGAGCUGAACUCCUCCUGCCCCACGCUGCCUUCCUCCCACCGCCACCUUCUUGCCACCCAGAUGCCAGGGUGAGCCUGCAGCAGAGCAUCCACAUCACCACCCCUUGGCAGAAGCUUACGUGCAGGUGAGCCAUAGGGUGAAGUGUCCUGUCCUCAGCACAAUUGGAAACCCCAGAGCUUUAAACUUGGUGUUGAUGGUCGCUGAGAGCUGGCAAACAACCAUUAGCCGGAGAGAGUCAGUUUCUUAAAGCUUUUAGGAUUGCCUCCUUCGUUAUACAAGCCUCUAAAGCUCAUUGACUGAUGCUUUCUUUGCCCUUGUAUAACCGAGUAACUGCUUCUGUUUAACAGCUGCUUCCAUUUGGCAAGUGAUUUGUCAGGUCUAAAAUAACUUAUUUUUUUUAAGAAAAAAAAAGAAAAAAACGAUGAGGAACUUUAAAGGAUUUUUUUGAUGACCAUUUGAGCCACAUUCUGUCUGCGAGUGCACAAGAGGCAUUGCCAGCGGAAUGGGGCUCAAUUAUGUAUCUUAAGUGCAUAUGAACUUGUAAAUAGGACGUCUUAAUUUUUCCCAACUGCUAUUUUUUAGACACCUCUGUUGUAAGCAACCGAAAGGCUGGAGAUUCAAAGCUAGAUCAUGUUUCUGUGUUGUUUCCCAGUCCUUUUGUUACCUUUGAGCUGUUUGUCACUGGAGUUGCCCUCAGCAGUGUCAGAUAGCCUCCUUGUCUCCCUCGUACAGUGAAUUAGGAGUUAGCCAGGUGGUCGAGACCAAAAAUGUGGUGAAGAGAGCUCCCCUGGCAGUAUUAACUGGGGAGAAAUGCAGACGGCGGGGGGUCUGUGCUGCAAACACCACUUGCAGAAUACGGGGUGACUCUUUAGGAAAGCAAAAAGUAUUUCUUAGCAAAGCCUGCUCCCGUAUUUGAGUUGCAAACACUGGAAAGACUGGGGACAGGCUGGCUUCCACCUCCCAUCUGGGUCUCAGAUGGGGCUGGGGGAGGAAGUUAAUUGGUGCUGACGCUAAGACUUCUGCUGAAAAUGCAUCAUCCCCCCCCCCCCGACGGCUUUACCUCCGGGAUGCUUAGCCCAGACUGAACACUCCUCCUUUCCUUUCAAACGGUUGUGUGACCCCCCCUUGCCCCCUCCCCAGCAGGCACCGGGCGCUGACAGCCGGCGGCACCGUGCCUUCCGCCGCCGGGCACCGACGGGGAGGGGGGGGGUGAGACCAAGCUCCCCCCCCCACCAACGCCUGGGCGGCCGCUCUCGUUAACGCACAUGUGCCCUUAGCACUAAUUAUUUCAGCAGUUGCUCUUUGUCCUGGCAGAGCACCUCGUUUCUUUUGGUUCUGCUGUGAGACGUACGAGGUGUCCCCCCCUUUCCUGUCGCAGUGUCUGCCCGGCUCCUUGGGCUUUAUACCUCUCCAAGAGCAGGUUUCCCGGGAGCACGAGUCUGAGCAGGGCUUUGCCCUUGGCUGGUAUUUGCACACCUCUGAUCCCCGCAGUAUUUUUGGCAUGGUCCAGCAUCCUCCGGGAAUGACUCCGUGCAGGACCGCUCCGUCGUUAGUCCGGCGUGCUUCCCGGAGGGUGGCCCAGCUGCUGGCAUCACCGCGAGCCACCAAACUGUCAUCUUCGGUCCCUUUUCCUGUGUACAUUUGCUUUUUUUUUCUGUUGUUAUUGGUGCCCCUCCCUUUGACACUAAAUAAAUGCAUUGCUGGUGCCCAGCGUGGCACAGCAGAGAUCACC
Messenger RNA from Calidris pugnax (ruff), 3094 nucleotides. It is a transcript of the gene STX6, whose product is annotated as syntaxin 6. Gene Ontology annotation, cellular component: membrane. The transcript has 7 exons. NCBI's taxonomy places the organism in Eukaryota, Metazoa, Chordata, Aves, Charadriiformes, Scolopacidae. The record is from RefSeq and is a predicted model, not a curated record. Gene Ontology annotation, biological process: intracellular protein transport; Golgi vesicle transport. Gene Ontology annotation, molecular function: SNAP receptor activity. Bases 30 to 839 code for a protein of 269 amino acids.